This is a messenger RNA of Arachis duranensis, 1086 nucleotides long. Its product is annotated as serine racemase. Lineage: Eukaryota; Viridiplantae; Streptophyta; Magnoliopsida; Fabales; Fabaceae. The transcript is spliced from 6 exons. Gene Ontology annotation, molecular function: D-serine ammonia-lyase activity; pyridoxal phosphate binding; serine racemase activity. The record is from RefSeq and is a predicted model, not a curated record. The coding region runs from base 90 to 1013 and encodes 307 amino acids. Gene Ontology annotation, biological process: D-serine biosynthetic process; pyruvate biosynthetic process; L-serine metabolic process.
GCCUGAGGCAGCAAGGGAACAUAAUUCCACUGUCACAGAAAUUUCUUUCAAUUUUCUAUAUUCAGUGACUCAGAGAUAUAGAAAGAUAGAUGGAAGGAGAGCGCCAAAUAGAAAAGGGGAAAUAUGCCGCUGAUAUUUCGUCCAUAAAGGAAGCACAUGACAGAAUCAAACCAUUUAUUCUCAAGACUCCAGUUAUGUCCUCCACCUCUCUCAAUGCCUUAUCGGGAAGGCACCUCUACUUUAAAUGCGAAUGUUUCCAGAAGGGUGGAGCCUUUAAAUUUCGAGGUGCCUGCAAUGCUGUUUUCUCGCUAGACGAUGAAGAUGCUUCUAAGGGAGUUGUAACACACAGCAGUGGAAACCAUGCUGCAGCGUUGGCUUUGGCCGCGAAGCUACGGGGAAUCCCUGCAUAUAUUGUUAUUCCGAAAAAUGCUCCAACCUGCAAGGUUGAGAAUGUAAAGAGAUAUGGGGGUCAAGUUGUCUGGUCUGAGGCUUCUGUGCAAUCAAGGGAGGAAAUUGCAAACAAAGUGUGGCAAGAAACUGGUGCUAUCUUUGUUCAUCCCUAUAACGAUGGCCGCAUAUUGAGUGGUCAGGGUACCAUAUCCUUGGAGCUUCUGGAACAAGUUCCACAAAUAGAUACUCUUGUAGUUCCCAUAAGUGGUGGUGGUUUGAUAUCAGGAAUAGCAUUGGCUGCCAAGUCUAUCAAUCCUGCUAUUCGUAUUUUUGCUAUAGCUGAUGGCCUUCGAGCAUUUCUUGGGGAUUUCACAUGGCCUGUAGUGCGAGAUCUUGUCGAGGAAGUUAUAACUGUGGAAGACAGUGAAAUACUCAAAGCCAUGAAACUUUGUUUUGAAAUUCUUAAGGUUGUUGUUGAACCAAGUGGUGCAAUUGGUCUUGCUGCUGUCCUAUCUGAUACUUUCCAGAAAAAUCUUGCUUGGAAGGAUUGCAAACAUAUCGGAAUAGUAGUUUCAGGAGGGAAUGUUGAUCUGGGCAUACUUUGGAAUUCUCUGAACAAAUGACAAUGGAUUCUUUUGUUUUACUUGUAUGAACCUUCAUUGCUCUAGAUAUAAGUGUUAUUUCAUUAAUGAUGUA